GAAUAGUACAUCCCAUAUUCUACUAAUCAAGCACUACCCCAAUUUUUACAAACCGAAAGUAACAUUAUAAGACUGUUUACUUUUAUCACAGAACCCCUGUGACUUUAAUUUAAUUGAAUGUCAUAAACGAAGAAUUUACCACCAAUAUCUAUCCAGUUUACAGUAUUUAACAAUGUCAGACUUUCCAAGAUUCAUGGAACCAGGUGAUGAAAAAGACAUCAGUGGCCGCAUAACUCCAAGAGAUGGUCCAGUGACAGUAAGAAACCCUCAUCUUGAGCACCUAUCAGAAGAUGUUCUAUAUCAUCUAGAUCUCAGUAACAAAGCCAAUGACCUGCCUGUCAUGUUUUCAGAUGUUAAGUUUGUUUGUUUUGGUGGAUCACCAAAUAGAAUGAAAAAGUUUGCUGAGUUUAUGGUGAAAGAACUGGGUGUAAAGAUUCCAGCAGGUAUGGCACUAACAAACAUCUCACAUGGUUCAGACAGAUAUGUCCUCUACAAGGUUGCAUCUGUACUCUCAGUUAGUCAUGGCAUGGGCAUUCCAUCAUUAUCAAUUGUGUUUCAUGAAGUAUUGAAGUUAUUGCAUUAUGCUAAAUGUACUGAUGUAAAAUUCUUCAGACUAGGCACAAGUGGAGGGCUAGGUAUUGAACCAGGAAGUGUUGUCAUUACUGAAGCAGCUGUAGAUGGACUCUUACGACCAUAUAUGGAAGUUGCAACGUUAGGUAUGGUGCUGCAGCAUCCAGCAUUCCUUGAUAAAAAUCUGUGUGAAGAGCUUCUGGAAAUAGCCAAUCAGGAUAAAGCUUACAAAAGUGUUAUUGGCAAAACAAUGUGCACAUAUGACUUUUAUGAAGGGCAAGGGCGACUGGAUGGUGCAUUCUGUGACUUUACUGCUGAAGAUAAAAUUGCAUUUUUAAAGAGAGUACAUGAUCGUGGAAUACAGAAUAUAGAGAUGGAAUCCCUGUGUUUUGCUGCCAUGGCACACAGGGCAGCUUUGAAAAGUGCAAUAAUCUGCUGUACUGUGGUUGACCGCUUAAAAAGUGACCAGAUAACAGCAAGUCAUGAAACACUUGAAGAAUGGCAAAUGAGACCUCAGAGAGUUGUUGCCAAAUAUAUACGUCAACAGUUGGGACUUGAAUAGAUACAUUAACACGAAUCCUGUAGUUAUAUUUUGUUCUGUUCACCAUGUACAAAAAUCACAUUGUUUAGCCCAUGUCAUCUAGUUAGGUGCUUUGUUUGAAAUAAAGAAGCAAACUGUAUCAAUAUAUAUAUAUUACAGGGGUCUUCAGAUGAAGUACUUUUCAAGCAAUUCCAUUAACUGCAUGCUUUUUAUUACAGUGAAAUGUUUAAGAUAUUGAAUUUGUGUUCAAGCCUUUUAGAAUAGCCAAAAGGUCUUAACUUUUCUGUCUACUUUUCUCUUAAUUUGAUGGUUUUCCGUAAAUAUACAAGAAAAAUGUCCCGACAAAUUUAAUAUCUAUGAUGCUCAUCUGGUAUCAAUAACAAUUUAAUCAUUAUACUUAUAGACACAGCACAUUAUUUAUUCUUCUAUAUGUUAAUAUGUUUUAGCUUUAUUUAUUUGUAGUCACUUCUAUUUUACACUUUUAUAUGCAAGAUUUAUAUAUAAUGUGCAUUUUUUGUCAUACUGGUAUUUUACCUACAGGCAAACAAAGAUAUGUAAAUUUAAGAGAUAUUUUUAUUAGACUUUAUCAACAAAACCAUAUUGUAAGCUCUACAACUGAUGCAAUUUCAUUGAAAUUUUACAGGAAUGAUUGGUAGCUAAAGUACUUGCGCAUACUAAAGGGUUUUCUACUUGAAUGAUUUUUGUCAGAGUUAUGGCCCUUUAAUAAAAAGGUGUUAAUAAAGUUUGUAUGGAAUACUCCUCUUUUACCAAUAAUGUAAUUUUAUUGAAACUUUAAAAGAUUGAUUA
This is a messenger RNA of Ruditapes philippinarum (Manila clam), 1918 nucleotides long. RefSeq names its product uridine phosphorylase 2-like. Gene Ontology annotation, molecular function: uridine phosphorylase activity. The transcript has 9 exons. Gene Ontology annotation, cellular component: cytoplasm; cytosol. Gene Ontology annotation, biological process: uridine catabolic process; nucleotide catabolic process. The record is from RefSeq and is a predicted model, not a curated record. The coding region runs from base 173 to 1132 and encodes 319 amino acids. NCBI's taxonomy places the organism in Eukaryota, Metazoa, Mollusca, Bivalvia, Venerida, Veneridae.